Chlamydomonas reinhardtii is the source of this 4373-nucleotide messenger RNA. RefSeq lists its product as uncharacterized. Bases 65 to 4126 code for a protein of 1353 amino acids. The transcript has 8 exons. NCBI's taxonomy places the organism in Eukaryota, Viridiplantae, Chlorophyta, Chlorophyceae, Chlamydomonadales, Chlamydomonadaceae. The record is from RefSeq and is a predicted model, not a curated record.
CAGCGUGGCUUCUACUAUACGCUUGAUAGAGGCGGAACAUCACUGCUCGGUUCGGCAUUAGACGAUGAGGGCGAUGCACCUCCCGCCGAUGUGGGCUGCGGCGGCUUGGCGGGCCCAGCAGCGCGCCCGCUGCGCCCUGGGCCGCCACGAGCGCGGGUGCGUGUCGGGCUAUCGCCCGCACCUGCGCGCCGCCGCCACCGCGCGCGCCGUGAUGGCCGUGCACGCGGGCCUGGCGACGGAUGAGGCCGCGGCGGCGCGGGAGCGGCAGGAACUCCAGGUCAUCAUGCGCGAGGAGGAGGAGUGGGCUCAACUACAUGCUGCGGCCCAAAAAUAUCAUGAAGCAUACGCCGCGGUAAGGAGCCUUUCCAGCACACGGGGCGAGCCGGCGGUGGUUGCGUUGGAGGUCCUGCGCGGGGCGACAGCGGCACUGGCGGCGGCCGUGUCCGGACUCUCAGCGUACAUCGUGGCCUCCAUUCUGUCCUCCUUGGCCCCCCCAAGCGUGGAGGCUGCGGAGGAGCGGCUGCGGACCACGGCAUUCGGCCCCGUUCUGUAUCAGCAAGUGCGUGGCGCGUGCAUGCCGUCCUGGCUGGUGUUUACCGAGCUCAUGCCGUUCUCCCCGGCCCGCGCGGCGCUGCUGCUGCACUGCCACAGCCUGCUAGGGGAUAUCAGCCCCCAACUGGAUGAGAUGAUGCACGCGCACGCGGCGAGCAGCCGCCUUAUGUCAAUGUUGCCUGGCUCUGCCGUGUUGCAUCUGCGGGGCCCGCACCGGGCGAUGGCGGCGACGCUUACUGAGGCACUGCUUCGGUACUGGGGCGUGAUGCCGGGGGGCGCAGCUGCCGCCGCCGGAGGAGGCGGCGGGGCGGGCAGCGGCGGAGGCUGGCCGGCUGGGGCCCCACUUGCCUGCUCGGAGAUUCGGGCGCUGACGUUGGUGCUGUCGUCGGCACAGGCGUUGUCGUAUUGGCCCGUGCCGGCGCUCGGCACCAUUGGCAACCGCGGCGUGAUGGCAGCGCUGACGCGGCCGGCGGUGCUGCUGCGCGUGGCGGCCGUGCUGAGCCACGACGUCGUGGCGCGGAUCCCGCCGGGCCUCAUGGAGAGCACGGUGACACGAUUCCUGCACGACCUGGAAGCUCUGUGGGUGCGCACGCUGCGACGAGUGGCGGCGAGCAGCGGCAGCCGUGAGGCGGAGGUGCAGCAGCUGCUCCAUUCAGAUGAGGAGACAGAGGCGGUGGCAGGGGCUUUGCUGACAGUGUUCUCGGAAACCCAAAAGGAUAUGCACCAGCGCGCAGCUGGGAUGCGGGAUUACAGGAUAGCGGAGCGCCUCAAGUCAUUGGCGACAGGCGCCGAGAGUGCGGGCGCUGCGGCCGAGCCUGAGGCUCAGCUGCAUGCGGUGCAGCGUAGCGCUCAGAUCAUCAAAUGGUAUGGGGCCGUGGUAGCGACCGCAGCUACGCGCCUGGUGGCGGCGUACUUCGACCCGCUGCCGCCGCUGCCGCAGCCCGCUGCACCAUCGGCCCCUGCGCCAGGCAGCUUAGAUGCGGUGAGCGAGGCGGCGGCAACGGCAGCAGCCUCUGUCCCCGGCGGCGGUGCUUGCCAGCAGGGCCAGCAGCCAGUACUUGCGGCCCUAGCGUGCUUCCAGCCGCAGCCGUUGCCGCAGCCGCAGCCGGUCCCUCAGACGGUGCUCUGCAUACCAUGGCGUGCUGUGCAGCAGCCGCUGCGGGAGUGGUACAGGCACGAACGUGCGUUACUCCACGCGAGCGCCGAUGAGGCGCGGUUCGGGGCCGGGUGGCGGCUGGCAAGCAUGCAGGUGGCAAAUCAGGCGGCCCUGGCGCGGGCGAUGCUUGGCGCGCUGGCACCGUGCUGGGAGGCGAUCAUGGGCUGCACGUUGUGUGGCGCCGCCGCGCCGUGUACCAGCAGCUUGACGGCGUGCGACCCCACCUACAGCCCCGGGCCCCACAGCUCGCUGGUGCUGCAGGGCUCACCCGCCAUCUGCUACACCCUCGCCCGCACCGCCGCCGUCAACUACGUACUGGACAGGGUGGCGCGGGGGAUGGCGGCGGCGGAAGCGCCAGACCUGUCCAUGGCACCUGCCCCAGACCCUAGCCGUGAUGUCCACGUCGAUCUGUCCGCGUCAACUGCCUCGGACCUCUCGACCGCUAUGGCGGCGCUCACGUCCGACCUGGAGGCAGCGCCGCCGGCCGAUGUGGCGCCUGCGCAUGUGGCGGGUGUACUGGCGGCGGCCGAGGCGCUGUCCUCUAGGCUGCGGGACUACCGGAUUUGCUGCGGCUGGCCACUGGUGGUGACGCUGUCGGGCUGCGAGGACCCAGAGCGGGCGCAGCACGCGCGCAAGGUGCCGGCGGAGCUGCUUAAACCGUUCGACCCGUCUGGGCUGGAGGUGGAGGCGCUGAGGCAGGUGUGUGUGACCGCUACCUGGUCUGCGGACAAGGGGGCCCUGCAACGCCAACAACGUCAGGCGGAAGCUGCAGGCGCGGGCGCAGGAGCAGGGGAACGCGCGGGAGCGGAGGAGGCGGCGGCCGGCUGCCCGGCAGCAGCAGCGGCAGGAGGAGGAGCCGGGGCGGCGCCGGCGGCGGCGCCAGAUGCGGCUGCAGCGAGCAGCAACGGAGCCUCUGUGCAGCAGGCCUCUUUUCUGGCGCAGGCGGUGGCGCAGAUGAUCACAGGGGCAGAUAUCGUGUCGUUUCCGGAACCCAGCUGUCCUGGCGACCGUUUGGAGGACAUGAUCAAGUCCAAGGUUGAGGCACUGGCGGAAAAGUGCCCGCUGCAGCCGGUGCUGCUGCGGCCAAGGGGCGAGCAGCAAACGGCUGCCGUCGCCAGCGCCUGCGCGGAGCACUCGCACCGCCUGCGCUCCGACGCCGCGGCGCCGCGUGAGCUGGUGGUGGUGCCGCUGCUGGACGAGUCGGCUCUACACAGCUGCGGCGAUGCACUAGAGCGGCUGCGCGGCAUCGCACGGCUGGUGCUGAGGAAACUCACCGUGCCCGUGUUCGCGCCGGUGUCGGGCGCGGCAGCAGCGGCAGGUGCAGGUGGUGAUGCGGGUGGUGAGGUGGGUGAGGCGGCGGCAGCCGGUGCAGCGGGCGCUGCCGCCACGCAGUCGGACAAGGGGGGCGCUGCGGCGCUGGACGUCACUCAGCCCCGGCAACAGCGGUCGUUCUGGCAGUACCACCUGCCUCUGGUGCUCAACCGUGCCGUGUGCCGAGUCGCGGGGGAGCCGCAGCCCGCCACCGGCUGGACACUGUCGGAGCUGGCGGAGGGCACCGAGUGGGAACAGGCGCAGCAGGCGAAGCGUGAUGAGGAGUGGGAACAGGAGGACGAGGAGGGGGCGGAGGACCAGGAGCAGGAGGACGGGGAUGAGGAGGAGGGGGAGGAGGGGGAGGAGCAGCAGGAGGCUGGGCAGGAAGUCAGCAUGCAGGAGGCGAGCGGGCAAGAGGCGGCGGGAGAGGAUGCGGGCGCUGCAGACUCUGCUGGCAGCAGCAGCGAAACAGCGCAGCGGGGGCAGCUGGCGCCACGCCAGGACAGCCUAGACAGUAGCCCUCCCGCCAGUGCCUGUGGCGUGCCGGAGCCUGCCAGCGCCAGCACCAGCGCCAGCACCAGCGCCAGCGCCGGUGCUGGCGGCCCGAGCCUGCACGCAGUCGCAAAGCAGCUGGCGAGGCACGCGCUUGAAAGGGCGACUCCCGCGGGUGCCCUUGACGGCGGGGAGGAGCGCCUGCGGCGGCUGGCAGUGGUGGCGCUGUGUGAACUGGAUGAAGCACUGGAAGAUCUCGCGGGUGCUGCGGACGCCAGUGAGUCAGGGGCAGACGACUGCCUGAGAAAGCUCCUGCGCAACCUGGCGCCCGGCAUGCACGCUUACGAUGCCCACGUGCGGCCGUCGCCGCUGGACCAUUUGGUGGCAGCACCGUGCGGUGCGGGUGGCGGCGAGUGCGGUGCGGGUGACGCGGCUGGCGAUGCUGCAGCUGGGGGGGGCGGUGGGUGGCCGCCCCAGGCGCUGCAGCUGCUGGUCGUGCAGGCGCAGUCAGGGCGGCCGGUGGAGCUGGCGGCGAAAGGGCUGGCGGCAAGCGAGUGUGGGUGUAAGGGCGUUGGUGGACUUGCGCAGUGUGAGGACGGCCGUAAGCUUUGUUAGGUGGCCGGAACGAGGGGUGAAAGGCGCGGCUCGUGGCAUGCCGAGUAUGCCGCGUGGCGCGUUCACCUUGAACUGGGGUGUUCAAGUCUGGGGGUUCUGGAGUUGCGGUUGUAUGUAGGAGGACUGGGCCGUUGGGGGCCGGUCGGGGUUGGGUUGCCGUUGCCGCAGCAAUCUGAGGCGACUGCGCGCCAACCGUGGAUAGGCGCUAAACACUCCUGUAUAUCAAGUACUGUAAAUAUGCCAGCUA